UGCUAACGGAUUUUGACAGUGAAAGUUAGCGAUUCAAGUUCAACAAUCACCCCGCCCCUUUCCUCCGUCUGGGAAUGCUGGGAUGUUUACAUUACUGGCACGGGUCAGGAAUGGUGAGCAGCUGAGGGAAAGUGUCUGAGCAGACAACCGCCUUACAAAACUCGUUGACAACAGACGUUCAUCUGUCUUUUAUUCGGAACGUGUCCAGUGAGGUCCCCGAGCUCUACUACCGCUCGACCUUGGCUUGAAGAGAAGCAGAAGAUCCGCCAUCAUCAUCGCAAACCCCAGACUGUGGAGGCAUAGCUAGGCUGCCACUUCCUGGGGUGUAAGGGAUUGAGCUCCUGUCAACAUGAACGCAGAGCCACAAGGUCAACAGGAAGCAGUCCCUGCUUUUCAGCCAGAGAUGGCGCCAAUACCUAUGGAUGCAAACAUGAGUCAGAUGGUGAACUUCCAGAUCGUGAAGAAGAUCGGCAGCGGGCAGUUCAGUGAAGUCUACCGGGCUCUCUACUUGGUCAACAACACGCCGGUAGCCCUGAAGAAAGUCCAGAUAUUCGACUUGAUGGAUGCCAAAGCUCGGCAAGAUUGCAUCAAAGAAAUAGAUCUCCUUAAGCAACUGAAUCACCCUAACGUCAUUAAGUAUCACGCCUCCUUUAUUGAAGACAAUGAGCUGAAUAUUGUUUUGGAGCUGGCUGAUGCCGGGGACCUGUCACGUAUGAUAAAGCACUUUAAGAAGCAGAAACGGCUCAUUCCGGAGAGGACGGUGUGGAAGUACUUUGUGCAGCUGUGCAGUGCACUGGAGCACAUGCAUUCCCGACGCGUUAUGCACAGAGAUAUAAAGCCCGCUAACGUGUUCAUCACAGCCACGGGUGUGGUGAAGUUGGGAGACCUGGGACUGGGCCGCUUCUUCAGCUCCAAGACCACCGCUGCACACUCACUAGUGGGCACCCCUUAUUACAUGUCUCCGGAGAGGAUACACGAAAACGGAUAUAACUUCAAGUCUGACAUCUGGUCGCUAGGCUGCCUUCUCUACGAGAUGGCAGCCCUGCAGAGCCCCUUCUAUGGAGACAAGAUGAACCUGUACUCCCUGUGUAAGAAGAUUGAGCAGUGCGACUACCCCCCUCUGCCAUCCGAUCACUACUCUGAGGAGUUAAGGAAACUAGUAGACAUGUGUAUUAACCCAGACCCGGAGAAGAGGCCGGACAUCACCUACAUAUCCGACAUCGCCAAGCACAUGCACCACCUGACGCUGGCCAAUCAGUGAGGACAGCCCGCUCCCCUCCGCCGUCUACCAUCAAGUCGCCCCCCCCCCCCCCCCCCUUUUCUUUUGAAUGCCCACAGUUCUCCUGGGAAGAGAUUUUGACUGAGGACUCACAAGUUAACUUCCUCAG
Messenger RNA from Alosa sapidissima (American shad), 1388 nucleotides. It is a transcript of the gene nek7, whose product is annotated as NIMA-related kinase 7. Gene Ontology annotation, molecular function: protein kinase activity; ATP binding. Gene Ontology annotation, biological process: protein phosphorylation. Bases 350 to 1261 code for a protein of 303 amino acids. Lineage: Eukaryota; Metazoa; Chordata; Actinopteri; Clupeiformes; Clupeidae. The transcript is spliced from 10 exons. The record is from RefSeq and is a predicted model, not a curated record.